This is a messenger RNA of Vairimorpha ceranae, 573 nucleotides long. RefSeq lists its product as hypothetical. The record is from RefSeq and is a predicted model, not a curated record. The transcript has a single exon. NCBI's taxonomy places the organism in Eukaryota, Fungi, Microsporidia, Nosematidae. The coding region runs from base 1 to 573 and encodes 190 amino acids.
AUGUUCAAAGAUUCAUUUGCACUGGUUAAUAUUUUAUAUCCAAAUAAACCAUUGACAAUUUUUAAUGCUAGUAGUAAAGACGUUACAGUCCCAUUAAGACUAACAGAAAUAGAUCGUAAAAAUUUUACGAGCCAAUUGUUUAUGAUAAGAUUUAAUUAUAAAAAUGAUUUCUGGUUGACAAACAUUUAUUAUACUAACUAUCGAUCUAUAAAUGCUUCACCCUAUCUUGUUGGUAAGUCAAACAUGCCGAAUCCAAAUAUGAAACUUGUCUAUCUCGAUACGAUUGAUAACAAUAGGAUUUUUAAAAUUAUGUCUAAUUAUAAAUGUAUGACUGUCGGUGAUGAAAAUACAAAUGGCAAGGUUUUUUAUUAUCCUCUCCAGUUUGAAAAAUGUACUAACACAGCAAGCCAAGAGUUUACAUUUGUGCCUAGAAUAGUAGUCGAAGAUUUUUUACAAAAUACGAAUAUUCAUAACGUUAAUGAAAAAGAAAUUCAAAGAUCGCUUAUAAAAUUAGAUAAUAUUCUAAAAAUUGGUUUAAAAUCUAGAAAAGAACUUGAUGAAAUUUCUAAUUAA